This is a messenger RNA of Bacidia gigantensis, 1227 nucleotides long. RefSeq lists its product as uncharacterized. The coding region runs from base 1 to 1227 and encodes 408 amino acids. The transcript is spliced from 2 exons. NCBI's taxonomy places the organism in Eukaryota, Fungi, Ascomycota, Lecanoromycetes, Lecanorales, Ramalinaceae. Gene Ontology annotation, cellular component: cytoplasm. Gene Ontology annotation, molecular function: electron-transferring-flavoprotein dehydrogenase activity; flavin adenine dinucleotide binding. The record is from RefSeq and is a predicted model, not a curated record.
AUGGCAGAACCUCAAAAGAAUAUUGUGAUUCUUGGUGGCUCCUAUGCCGGCGUGUCUACAGCCCAUUAUCUCCUUAAACAUGCUGUACCAAAGCUGCCCACCAAAGAAUCCUUUCGGGUCGUCAUUAUCAGCGCCUCAUCGCACGUCGUGUGUCGCCCUGCGUGUCCACGUGCGAUGCUAGCGGACGAUAUGUUUCCACAAGAUAAGCUCUUUGUCAGUAUUCCAAAGGUUUUCGAUCAGUACCCGGCACAAAAGUUUCGCUUCAUUCAUGGCACAGCCACAGAGCUUGACCACGCCAACCGAAGCGUCUCCUUCAUCUUGAACACUGGCUCGACUGAGACGAUCAAUUAUUACUCCCUCGUCAUUGCCACCGGCGCGGCCACUCGCCUCAAAAGCGACUGCGACUCUCUUCGAGCAAGUUGGAAGUCAUUCCGGGAAGCACUCCCAGCUGCCAAGAGUAUCGUCAUUGCUGGUGGAGGUCCUGCCGGUAUUGAAACCGCUGGGGAGCUUGGCGAGUACCUCAACGGACGCGCUGGUUGGUUCAGUGCGAAACCACCAGAACCCAAGGUUUCCAUCACGGUCAUCUGUGCCGACUCCAAGAUCCUGCCCGCGCUCAGGCCCGCUAUCGCAAAAAAAGCCGAGGAUUAUCUCGCGGACGUUGGUGUGACAAUCAUUAGGAACGCUCGGAUCAAAGCAGUGUCACCAGAAAGCGCGGGGACGACGGAUGUCGCGAGCAAAGCGACAUUGGAACUUGAAAAUGGGGAGAGACUUGAUGGAGAUCUCUAUGUCCCAGCAACCGGCACGAGACCGAACACCAGUUUCAUAUCUAAGGAGUUACUGAAUCCCAAUGGCCGUGUCAACACUGAUGAAUCGACUUUGCGUGUGGACAUAGCUGGACCUCGCGUUUACGCUGUUGGUGAUGUUGCAUCAUAUGCACGGCCUGCAAUUCAUCUCGUCCUCGAGGCCAUACCUGUCGUCUGUGCAAAUAUUAAACGUGAUUUACUGCUGGCCUCUGGGCAGGAUGAGGGCUCUCUAGGUGAGGAUCGAAUGUUUAAGGAGGACAAGAGAGAGACGCAGUUGGUGCCAAUUGGGAAGAGUAAGGGCGUAGGUGCUGCUAUGGGCUACAAACUACCGAGCUGGCUCGUGUGGCUGAUCAAGGGCCGGGACUACUGGUUGUGGACGACCGGAGGCCUUUGGAGUGGGCAGCAGUGGGUCAAAGAGGCGUAA